Pochonia chlamydosporia 170 is the source of this 498-nucleotide messenger RNA. RefSeq names its product AIG2-like protein. The transcript is spliced from 4 exons. NCBI's taxonomy places the organism in Eukaryota, Fungi, Ascomycota, Sordariomycetes, Hypocreales, Clavicipitaceae. The record is from RefSeq and is a predicted model, not a curated record. Bases 1 to 498 code for a protein of 165 amino acids.
AUGAGCGGAGAAGGCACGGCAUUCGUAUAUGGCACUUUGAUGGCCCCCGAGGUCUUCUUUAGUGUUUGCUACGGGGAUAAAGAACCGCCACAAGCGAUCCGCAAUCUACAUACGUUCACACCCGCAAUUCUCGAGGGUUACUGCCGCCACAGAGUGCAACUCGCUGACUAUCCCGCCGCUGUCCCGGAGAGUGGACGGGAGAUUCGUGGCAUAUACGUUACGGGUCUGACUGAUGCCAACAUGGAAAAACUAGAUUACUUUGAAGGCGCAGAGUACGAGCGACGGACGGUCGAGGUGCGCCUGCUGGGCAAGGAUGGAGAGGCGGACGUUGGUGGCCCAAUGAAGAGGGCGUCGGUGUACGUUUUCUUGAAGCCAAAUGACAUCGAGAGGCGUGAAUGGGACUUUGAGGAGUUUCGCCGGGACAAGAUGAAGCUCUGGGCUCGUGGCGACUGGGCAUUUGACGACGACGACAAGGCUUCGGUAAAGUGCACAGCUUAA